GCCGCUGCAGUAAAGGCAGCUCGCGCACUCUGUAAUAAGGAAGGGUGCAGGGCGCAGGGCGCUCAAUGGACGUUAGUCAGAGAUUGAACUUGAGUUGCGCUGCUUUGUUGCCUCUCACACCGAGAGUCAGGUAGCUCGUCUGCUAACGUGUUUAUUCACUGAAAUACGUUAGAAAGAAAGCACGGAGUUUUGUAGACCUUGGACCAGAGACGAAAAGCAGCCCAGGCUGCACUUUCACCAGCCUUCAGUCUCUUCGGGUUUAAUAUCUAUUGGAGAUGCUAAUCCCAGUCCUAGGCGUCAAGAAGGAGGACUUCCAAGCUCCAGAUUAACCACCAUUACCUACCUCUUUAUUUAACGCCAACCAUCGGUUUCCCACUCCAGUUUACAAACACCAUGGCUUUUCUGAUGAAGAAGAAGAAGUUCAAAUUCCACGUCCAUUUCACUCUGGAAGAGCUGACGGCUGUGCCGUUCAUCAACGGGAUGCUCUUCUGCAAAAUCCGGCUUCUGGAAGGGGGAGACUUUGUCAUAUGCUCGUCUAGGCAAGAGGUGCAGGAGAACUGUGUUCGCUGGCGAAAGAAGUUCUCCUUUGUGUGCAAGAUGAGCGCCAAUCCUACGACAGGGGUGCUGGACCCCUGCGUCUGUCGAGUGUCUGUGCGAAAGGAGCUGAAGGGCGGAAAGUCUUUCUCCAAGCUUGGGUUUGCUGACCUCAACAUGGCGGAGUUUGCAGGUUCAGGCUCCACCGUACGCUGCUGUAUCCUGGAAGGCUACGACACCAAGAACACUCGGCAGGACAACUCCAUUCUGAAAGUUACCAUUGGGAUGACUCUGCUCUCAGGGGAUCCUUGCUUUAAGACGCCACCAAGUACAGCGAAAAACACAAGCCUGGCUGGUCAGGACCCGUCUCUACAGCUGGACUGUAAGGGAGAGGGCACUGGCAACAACUCGACUCUAGCAACAGGUAUCAGCCCAGGAAUCAGCACCAGCCGUACACUCAAACCCAGAACAGGUCUGCCAGAAGUGUUAGAUGAGAACCUCUCAAGCCCCGAAGAAGUGUUUCACACAGGCCACUCGAGGAAUUCCAGCUAUGCUAGCCAACAGAGCAAAGUUUCAGGCUACAGCACAGAGCACUCGGGCUCAUCCAGCCUGACCGACCUGAGCCAGCACCGGAGAAACACAUCCACCAGCAGCAGCAACGCUUCAGCCGGGACCGCCACGGUCACAGAAAGCUCAGCAGAACCAGACAAAGAGCCAGUGAAACCCGAAAAGCCUCCUCGUCCACCGAGGCCUAAUCUAAUCCCUAACCGAUUGUCUAGGAGGAAAAUGGACUCUGUGGAGAACCACCCCACCUGGGUGGAUGACACACGCAUCGAUGCUGAUGACAUCGUGGAGAAGAUUGUCCAGAGUCAGGACUUUGCUGAUGUCAGCAACAACGAGGAUAGCAAUUUGCAACUGUUUGUCAGUCGGGAUGGUACCACUGCACUUAGCGGCAUCCAGCUGGCCAACAGGGUGUCAGCGGGUGUGUAUGAGCCCGUCGUGAUCGAGAGUCAUUAGCAGCACCAGCACUCCAACACUCCACCUAAAAGACAACAUAAGUAAGGAUGAACAAGACUUCGGGGAAGUCCAGCAUCCCACGAUCAAGAUGUUUUUCCACUUUAAGGCCUUUUUUUUUUUUUUUUUUUCCUUUUUAUUGUCUUCACUGAUCAGUUUGUUCACUCUGAUGAAACAUCGUAAAUCCUACUUUGUAUUAUAUGCAAAAGGUGGUGGGUGUUCUUUUUUUAUUAUUAUUAUUAAUAAUAAUAAUAAUAUUGUUGUUGUUAUUAUUAGCCACAUAAUCAAAAAAAUGUGUUCCUGACACCCUGUUUGCAAGUAAACUAACGACUUGAAAUAUC
Messenger RNA from Silurus meridionalis, 1889 nucleotides. It is a transcript of the gene eeig1b, whose product is annotated as family with sequence similarity 102 member Ab. Bases 394 to 1551 code for a protein of 385 amino acids. The record is from RefSeq and is a predicted model, not a curated record. The transcript is spliced from 13 exons. NCBI's taxonomy places the organism in Eukaryota, Metazoa, Chordata, Actinopteri, Siluriformes, Siluridae.